Messenger RNA from Pistacia vera, 2009 nucleotides. RefSeq names its product RING-H2 finger protein ATL47-like. Lineage: Eukaryota; Viridiplantae; Streptophyta; Magnoliopsida; Sapindales; Anacardiaceae. The record is from RefSeq and is a predicted model, not a curated record. Bases 701 to 1861 code for a protein of 386 amino acids. The transcript has a single exon.
AAAUCUAAGACUCAAUCUCCUGUUUCAAAUUUAUUUAUAAAUAAUUUUAAAUCAUCUUAUCAAUCAAUCACCCAGCAGCGCUUCUUUUUGGCUCCUCAGAACUCGCUUUUUGGUAGCUACUAACCUACCACCCUUAUUCCCAGAACUCUCUACACAACCUUCCUUUUGCCCAACAUAUAAAACACUUUAAAGAAACUGCUACUCUUUACUGCUCUUUUGUUUAGGGUUUUCUUUAAUUCACUGCCCCAGUCACCAGACUCGUCCAAAUGUACUAUGGGCUCCAUUAAUGGCAGACUUCUCAAGUUCUCUGGUAGGUAAACUGCAAUCUUUCACAUCUCUGAAAAGUCUUCAAGGCUUCCCUGCUCUGCUAGUUUUCCUUCUACACCAAUGACUUGGGGUUUCAUGUCAGUCAAAGUGAGGUACUAAAUCUUGUUCUGAAAAGUCUCGAUGGUGAAUCUUGAUGGUCAAGAUUGUAUUUUUUUUCCUUCACAUUGUUGACUUGAAUGAACUGGGUUUGUUGUAAGUACAAGAAUAAUGUGUCUAUUGCUUGUUCCCUAUAUUAAAUGAGUUGGGUUUGAUCUCAAAGGAAGGAAAAAAGAAAAAAAAAAAAGGUUUCUUGAGAUUACACAUAAUGAUGAAGUGUUUGAUCCGAGAAAGUUAAGAGGAAAAGAUGGUCUUUUGAUGAUGCUUAGUUGCUGAAAUGUCUUGGAUUCAAUCCCAAAUAAAGCUGAAAGAUAGUCUAAUGACACAACAUUCUCACUCUAUGCUUUCCUCUCCAUCAUCUCCAUCCUCUUCACUGCCUUAUAAUAGUGAUUACCAAAAACAAUCAGCCCCAUCAACGUCAUCUGGUAAUAAAAUAAGCCCUGCUAUUCUUUUUAUCAUAGUUAUUCUAGCGGUUAUAUUCUUCAUAUCUGGUGUUCUUCAAUUGCUUAUUAGAUUUCUUAUAAAAAAUAGAUCUUCAUCAGUAUCUGAAUCCAACAGAUACCCAGAAAUGUCUGGCUCUGAGGCUUUCCAGAGGCAGCUUCAACAACUCUUUCAUCUUCAUGAUUCGGGUCUAGAUCAAGCGUUUAUAGAUGCUCUCCCUGUGUUCCUUUAUAAAGAAAUAAUGGGUCUAAAAGAGCCGUUUGAUUGUCCUGUUUGUCUCUGUGAAUUCUCAGAACAAGACAAGUUGAGACUACUUCCCAUGUGUAGUCAUGCUUUUCACAUUGAUUGUAUAGACACAUGGUUAUUGUCCAACUCAACUUGCCCUCUUUGUAGAGGGAACCUAUACACACCUGGUCUUGGCAUUGAAAACCUAGAUUUUGACUUUGAAUAUCCAAGGGAAGAAGAUGGGUGCUCAGGGAAUGUAGGAAGUGGAGUUUCUCUUGGCUCAAAACCAGCAGAAAAUGAAAUUAUUAGUGAAAAAAGGGUGUUUUCUGUUAGGCUUGGAAAGUUUAGAAGCUCAAAUGUUGGAGGUGGAGUAGAGAAGAGAGAUGGAGAGGGAGAGGGAGAGGGAGAGGGAGAGGGAGAGAGUAGUUGUAGUAGUAGUAAUUUGGAUGCCAGGAGAUGUUUCUCAAUGGGAUCAUACCAAUAUGUGGUUGCUGAUUCAGAAUUGCAAGUGGCCUUAUACCCCACUAGAGGCGGUGGUAGUACUAGUUUAAGGCUGUUGAAAGGAAGAAUUGGACAAAACGAGAAUUCCUCAAAUGAUGUUGAUGUUGAGGGGAAGAAGAUUAACAUUAGAAGUAAAGGUGAAAGCUUCUCUGUUUCUAAGAUAUGGCAAUGGUCUAAGAAGGGCAAAUACCCAAGUUCUUCUGAAACCCAUAUGGGUUCUUAUCCUGUCACAAUAGUUUUACCACAGACCAACUCAACCCAGGGUUCAUGAAGGUAUUCACCAUGUUCUUCACUUUAAUCAGUCAAUGAAUGGAUCUACUUCUUAAUAAAGCUUUUCUUUUUAGCUUUUGCUUUCUCUUUUCUAUGGAAUUCAAUUCUUUACUGUAGUGUGCAAAUCCUUUAAAUUAUUGUCUUUUUUU